AUGGGGGCCGCGGGAGACGCGAGUGGGCCUCGGGCGGGAGGGAGUGCUGUAGCGUGGCCAGACCGACCCGCCGACGAGGAGGAGGCUGGGACCAAGAACAAGAACAAGAAGAAGGGGGCCAGCAACGCGUUGGACAAGAAAAAGAAGAACCGCCAGCCCGAAGAAAACGACGACGACGAGAGCAGCGAGAGCGAGAGCGAGAGCGAGAGCGAGAGCGAGAGCACGGACGAGGAGGAGGAGGAAGAGGAGGACACGCUCUCUUCGUCGUCGUCGUCGUCGUCUUUCUCGUCGGCUUCGACCUCUUCGGCCAGCCAUUUCCGUCGGCCCGACAAGGAGGGCGCCCCUGCCGCCACCGCCACGGCCGGCGAGUCUACGGAGCCCGGCGGGGGCGGGGGCGGGUUGGGGCGUGGGGGCGGUGGCGGGGUGGCGGGUGAGGAGAGCAGCGGGAGCUGGGCCAUCCUCGGGCAGCUGGGGAGCAAGCCGCGCAAGGAGACCUACGGCGACGACAAGGAGUCGCGACGGCAGUACCGCCAGGCCAAGAAGGACUACGGCGAACGCAAGCGCACCCUCAUCGACUCGCUCACUGCCGACGAAGUGCGCGAGUACAAGAAGGAGAAAAAGGAGCUCACCGAAAAGGAGCGCCUCGAGCGCAAGCGCGAGCGGGACGAACGCCGCCGCCUCGUCAAGGAGAAGAAAAAGCUCUACAAGAAACCCAAGAUCGGGAAGCUCGUUACACAGGAGACCAAGAGCUAUGAGCUGGUGUGCGACAUGCUCCUCGGCAUUCGCGUCACCGUCUCCAAAGUGUCUGCCCGCCCUCUCCACGGCAACACCGUCAAGGACUCGGACUUUCGGGGGCGAGGGGCAUGCGCUCCCGCCUCGCCUGAGGGUGCACAAUCUGCGGUUUCCUUCGACGGGCUCCACGAGCGGCGUAAUCCCCACUCCGGCUCAUUCCCAAAGGCGGAUUUCACGUUCAGGGACUACGCCCCCGUGGUAUUCCGACGGCUGAGGGAGCACUUUGGCAUCGAGGCCGACGACUAUCUCAUCUCGCUCACAGGUGACUACAUCCUGUCGGAGCUCGUGUCCCCAGGACAAAGCGGGCAGUUCUUCUACUUUUCGUACGACCUCCGCUUCAUGCUCAAAACCAUCACCCGGGGUGAAGCCAAGUUCCUCAAGGCCAUCCUCCCCAAGUACUACAACCACAUCAUUCAGAACCCCAGCACGCUGAUUGCCCGCUUCUUCGGUUUCCAUCGCGUGGCACCGCAUCGCGACCGCAAGCACUACUUCGUGGUGAUGGGCAACAUCUUCGCGCAGAACCUCGAGCUCCACUACCGGUUCGACCUCAAGGGCUCGACGGUGGGCCGCGUGACGCCUCCGGAAAAGAUCAAGAACGAUCCCAACGUGGUGAUGAAGGACCAGGACUUCGACCGGUUGCGCAAGACCAUCGCCUUGGGUCCGGAAAAGCGUAAGGUGUUCAUCGACCAGGUCGACAAGGACGUCGCCCUGCUCGACCAGCUGGGCAUCAUGGACUACUCCCUCCUCGUUGGCAUACACGACCGUCGUCGCCUGCAAAAGGGACGCUCGCUGUCGAUGGUGUACUUGCCCAAGGCUGUGGACGACGAGCGGCUGGCUACGGCCAAGGGCUUCAACGCCGACACCGACACUGACUCCUCUGACUCGGAGUCGGACGAGGAGAAGCUGGAGCAGCACCACGUCACCGUGUUCACGCAAGACCAGGGCGGCAUCCAGUCGACCGACGAGGAGGACCAGGGCACGGACUACAUCUACUUCCUGGGCAUCAUCGACAUCCUGCAGCCCUUCAACAUGCGCAAACGCGCUGAGCACGGCUUCAAGAGCUUCCGCUUUGACGGGGACCAAAUAUCGGCGGUCAACCCGAGGCUCUACGCGCGGCGCUUCAAGGAUCAUCACGACGACGACGACAGUGACGAGGGAAGCGAGUCGAAGAGAGAGAGGAAACAGGCGCAGCUCACGGAUCCGCGUGGCGAAUCUGAUGGCGGCGGAAAAGUAACGGCGGCAGCGGACAAGCAACCCCGGGAGCGAGGAGCGGGGGGCGAGGGUGACAAGGUCAAGGAAAGGAAGAAGCGCACGGAGCAGGGGCAGGGACAGGCAGAGGGGCCUCCUCCCCAAACGAAAAAGGGCGCGACGAUGACGACGAAGCCCGCGGCCAAGAAGACGAAGAAGAACAACAGCAAGAAGAAGAAGAGCGAGGGCCAGGCUGCGACAAAGACGGCGGACAGCAGUAGGAGCUACGAUUACGAAGCGGGCUCUAGCGCCGGAAGUGAGGCCAGCAGCGGUGGCCUGCGAGAAAACCACGAAGCCGCAGCAGGAGCAGCCUCUGGGGACGGUAACUCGCCGCGAGUGGGCAACGCGGGCCUGGUACCCAAACAACUCAAGGUCGAAAAGAAGAAGAACAACAACAACAAGCAGAAAGCCCCCCGAACCUGA
Messenger RNA from Acanthamoeba castellanii str. Neff, 2463 nucleotides. RefSeq names its product Phosphatidylinositol4-phosphate 5-Kinase. Gene Ontology annotation, biological process: phosphatidylinositol metabolic process. The record is from RefSeq and is a predicted model, not a curated record. The transcript is spliced from 14 exons. Gene Ontology annotation, molecular function: phosphatidylinositol kinase activity. Lineage: Eukaryota; Discosea; Longamoebia; Acanthamoebidae. Bases 1 to 2463 code for a protein of 820 amino acids.